Molecule: messenger RNA, 5186 nt
Organism: Thlaspi arvense
Lineage: Eukaryota; Viridiplantae; Streptophyta; Magnoliopsida; Brassicales; Brassicaceae
Source: the annotation of a GenBank genome assembly
CCGCGUUUAUGUGAAUAUAAUAAUUGGCAAAUAAGAAUUUGAAAUAAAAUAAUUGUGCCGAAAGCAGCCCAACGAUGAACGAUCUAUGAUUUGUUUUGCUGUAAAGAAAAGCCAACAACAAAACAACAUAGCCCACUCUUCCUCUUCUUCUUCUUCGCUCACUCUCUCUCUCUCGUAUAGUCAACCAUUUUCUUCUCUUUCCAAUUCUAGCUCCGUAAGCGAUCUGUUUGCUCGUACCUGGUGAGUGACUUUACCCAGCCACAGAUUUCGAAACCAACCUGGAGAAAUAAAGAUGAUCAGUGAUCGGUCGGACUUCAGAGUUCAGACACGGAGAUUAUUUGUCGUAAUGAUCAGAGCGUUCUACAGAUGGAUCUGCAAUCAUCCCUUUCUCCUGGGCUUUGUUGGGUUUUUGUACUUUCUGCAUCGAACUUGCCCUCUUUUGUUUUCUCCGUUGGUGGCUGCAUCUCCUGUUUUGGUUUGCACUUUCGUUUUGCUUGGAACAAUUCUGAGCUUCGGAGAACCAAACAUCCCUGAGAUCGAGAAAGAACCGGAGACUGUCCACGAGGCUGCUCUUUUCAGAACUGAGGUUUCGAGGGAUGCUACUGUUGUUGAGAGAGGCGAUCAGAGUUUUACGGUAGAAAGUUUCGUGAGCACUGAGAAAGAUGCACUUGGGGAUGAAAAUGAUGAUGCUGAUAGAUUAAGGGAAAACCAACUGAGUGAGGUUGAGGACGAUGUUCGACCGUUUGAUUACAGGCCUUUGGUUGAUGAGACUCUUGAUGAGGUCAGACGGGAUACUCAGGUGAGGUUUGAGGAGAAAGCAUAUAUUUUGGAGGUGGAGAAGAGGGGAGAUGAUGAGAAAUUGCUUGAAAAUAGUGGGAAGCAAGUUUCGGGUGUGUCUUUAGAUGAAAUGAUGGACGAUUCAAAGGAAGAUCAGGUGGAUGUGUCUCCAGUUUCACCUUGGAGAUCGAUGAGGCAUGAUGAGGACGAGGAUGAUGAUGCCGACCGUGAUGACUCACUGGAUUCUGGGUCUGAUGGUGCGGAAAGUUCUUCACCUGAUCCUUCUAUGACAGAUAUCAUCCCGAUGCUUGAUGAGCUUCACCCUCUUUUACACUCAGGCGGUGCAGAUCAUGGUAUUGCAGAUGGUGAAGGAUCAGAUGCAGCUUCAGAGGGGCCUCAUAUGAGUAGUAGUGAUGAAGGAAUGGAGUCGGAUGUUGACAGUGAAAGUCAUGGAGAAGAGGGUGACAACGAGAACGAAGAGGAGGACGAGGAUGAAGAAGAGGAAGAGGAAAAGAAAGAAGAGAAGGAUGAUGAGAAUAAAUCAGCAAUCAAAUGGACAGAGGCUGACCAAAAAAAUGUCAUGGAUCUAGGGAGUCUCGAGCUUGAAAGAAACCAGCGGCUUGAGAAUCUUAUUGCUAGGAGAAGGGCUCGCCACAACAUGAGAUUGAUGGCAGAGAGAAAUCUGAUUGAUUUUGACAGUGCUGAUAUUCCUUUUAAUAUGCCGCCAAUCUCAACUGCAAGGCAGAAUCCAUUUGAUCAUUCUUAUGAUCCUUAUGAUGAUAUGGGAUUACCACCUAUCCCUGGCUCUGCUCCGUCAAUUAUGUUAGCGAGGAGAAACCCAUUUGAUCUUCCAUAUGAGCCAAAUGAAGAAAAGCCAGACCUCAAGGGUGACAGUUUUGAGGAAGAGUUCUCUUCUCAACAACCAAAAGAUGCAGUGUUCAGAAGACAUGAGAGUUUUAGUGUAGGUCCAUCAAUGCUUGGAGGUCCUAGACAUGAUAGACUACGACCUUUCUUUGUGUUAGAAAGAUUAGCGAAUGAGGGAACGAGCUAUUAUCCAUUUGAAAGGCAGCUUAGCGAAGUUAGUGAAUCAAAGGUUAGUUCCGUUCCUGAUACUGAAUCCGUGUGCACAAUCUUGGAAGAUGAUGAAAAGAAGGCAGAUGACAUCCCCAAAAUUGAUAUAGCGUCUGACCAUGAUGAAGAAAAAAUCCAUUCAGUUUCUGACCGUGAUGAAGAGAAAAACGAUUCGGCUUCUGACCAUGAUGAAGAAAAAAGUCAUUCAUCAAAAAAUUCCGAUUUUGAUGAGCAAGCUGAUAGCAGAAAUCUUCAUCAUGAUGUGGCUGAGAUAAUACUAGGAAGUGGAGAAACACACCAUGAGCAAUUAAACAUGAGUGAAGGAGAAACUUCUGAUAAAACUGAACAUGAUGAAGAGGAUUCCAGUGAUAGUGAUUCAUCGUUAUCAGAGAUUGAAGAAGAGGUACCAGAUAUUAGUGAGAAUGAGGAAAUGUUGAAUUCAGAACGAGAAGUUGAUCUUCAUGAAGAAUCAAGUAUUUCUUCCCAGCCUUCUUUUGGAGGAUUAGAAUUCCAUGUGGCAAGAGGGGUGGAGGAGGAUUAUCGCCAUGAUGAAGCGCCUGCUGAGGAGUCUUUCAUUACUGCGCACCCUUCGCUGGACGAGUCAGCAAUUCAUGAUCUUUGUGGUUUGGUGAACGAACACCACGAAGAACCUGUUUAUGAUUCGAGUCCUCCCUCAGGUAGUAGAUUCCCAUCGUUUUCUUCCGUAUCGUCUGAUUACAAACCAGACCUACCUGGAAAGAAUGGAGAAGAAGUACAAGAAAAUGCAGAAAGCAGAGAUCCGACGGAAAUUUGUUCCACUUCUGAUGUGACGGAAACAAGUACAAAGGAAGUCGGAGAGACUAGCACGCAUGUUACAGGAGAGGCAAGCUUUCUCACUGCAGAUGCUGGAAUUGAUGGUCAAAAUAACUCAACUGUUCUAGGGUCUGAAUUUGAGGAUGCCUUACUUGAUCCAUCUUCUAAGCCUUUGGAUAAAAAGGAGAAUGUUGAUCACCAGGAAGAUAACCCUUUGUCUAGUCAAGAGGACCUGGAAAAUCUGCAUGAAGACGUGAAAGAGGCCGUAGAUACCAGAGCGCUAGAUGUUAGUGCAUCUUUGGUGGACGUUGUUUCUCCUUUAGAAGAUGAAUCAGUAUCGAUAGGGAUAGUUGAAAAACAUCUCCCAGUUGAGCAUACAAGUUCACCUUUGGGAUAUGUUAACACGAGGGAUCAUGUCACAACACUGGAAGAAUCUCCUGAUGUGGUACAUGACAUAGCUGAGACUUCAAUAAACAGGUCAAUAAUGCACGAUGAAGAGGAAGCCCAGGAACAAAAAGAGGAAGCCAGUCCUGAAACAUUUAAUGCCGACAUCCCAAUAGACAGUUACUCCACUUUGUCUUCUGGAGCAGUUGAGUAUGUUGAGACGCAUUCAUUUAAUGAUGAAGAUGUUCCACAGUCGGUACAAGAUCCAGUUCAGUCAUCAAUUUCUGAUGCCAAGGAAGAAACUCACCUUAAUCAAACUAUGGAUAUCGAAGUAGAUUCUGUAAAUGCUAGUGUCCAGAAUGUGAGAUCAGAAGAAACGACUCCAUCUGAAUCAGAUAGAGAACUGACCUGGUCAGAUAAAUCUGUGGUAGAACAGUCAUCUCUUCAACCUGGUGAAGAUCAAGUACCAGCUCGUGCAGCUCCUGUGAGUGUGGUCUUUUCCCGCAACAUCACUUUCCACGAAUAUCAUGAUGCUCCUGAGGAUACAGCCGAGUUGUCUAGUUUGACGUCUGACACAUCGUCAUCUCCAGCAGAGUCUCCCGAGUACAAAACACCUAUGGUUGGUGAAGGCUCAAGGGCGGAGUUCUUCCAAGAGACUGUUUAUGACGAGUUUGACCAUGCGGUAGAGCGAUUAGAUCAUCUUACGGAUUUACAUGCAAUAUCUCAAAGUCUUCCUGAAGUUAUCACUGAAGAGGCAGACGAGAUAAAAGAGAUUGAUGAAGGAUUGUUGUCCGAACUUGACACGAUUGGAGACUUCAGUGUUAAGGAAGUUAUGACAGAUUCUGAACCUGGGCAAUCUUUAGUAGGAUCAGACACUGCCAAUGAAGUGGAAGUCAUCUCUGAAAGAGUGGUGGGUCCCACAGAAGCCAUUGGUUCUAGUAAUGUGACACUAAGCGAUGAAGUUGUGGCUGAGGAAGCAAAAGUUGAGAACGCAAGCAACGUUGAUGCUAAUGUCCAGAGUCCCGAGACCAAAGAAACUCCCGAGAAUGCAGGGGAAAAUGCAAACUCUAGUAAUGUGACACUAAGUGUUGAAGUUCUGACUGAGGAAGCAAAAGUUGAGAAUGCAAGCAACGCUGAUGCUAAUGUCCAGUGUCGCGAGACCAAAGAAACAACAGAGAAUUCAGGGGAGAAUGCAAACUCUAGUAAUGUGACACUAAGCGAUGAAGUUGUGACUGAGGAAGCAAAAGUUGAGAACGCAAGCAACGCUGAUGCUUAUGUCCAGAGUCCCGAGACCAAAGAAACUCCAGAGAAUUCAGGGGAGAAUGCAAACUCUAGUAAUGUGACACUAAGUGUUGAAGUUGUGACUGAGGAAGCAAAAGUUGAGAAUGCAAGCAACGCUGAUGCUAAUGUCCAGAGUCGCGAGACCAAAGAAACUCCAGGGAGUUCAGGGGAAAGCAUUGCUGAGCAAAAAGGAAAGACAGAGAAGAAGAAGGGUGAAUCUAAUUCUUCAAGCUCGAGCUCAAGCUCAAGUUCUAGCUCGAGUGACUCAGAUUGAAAAAUCCAAGGAUAAUACAUCUCAGCGUAAGUAAAUAUAUGUUUGUUACGCGGUAAUGAUAAGCACUUCUGGGUUUUGUUUUUUUAAUAUCGGACUGUGUGCUCUGUUUUAAAAAGGGGCAAGAAGAAACCGUUAAUCAUUUUUUGUAGAGUUUUCUCUUUUUUUUUCCUGGUUUUUGUGUGUUUGUGGUUAUGUUCUCCUCUUUCAGCUUUCAUAUUUAUUGAUUUGUGUCUCUUGAAACUGUUUUGAGUUUUUUUAAAGGUUUUGGUUUGUCACUUUAAAUAUUCUUUUUUGGAUUUGUUCUUAAAUUAUUGUGUAUAGAACCUGAGAAUUGAGAAAAAGUGUAUUGCAGUUUGGAUUUUUCUUUGAACAUUGUGAAUUAGAGUUGUUCUAUCAUUUUUUCUCAUCCUUUUUUCAUCUAAUCGGGUAAGGGAUUUGGUUCGGAAUUUAUAGGAAUUAGUGUUGAUUCAAUUCAACUCUAGCUAGGUAAGCAUUGUGAUUUACAGGAAUUGACUCUCUCUAUCUAAGACAGUUAUUACCGUUAAAAUUAACAAGCUCUGUGGCUUUCAUUUUCAACUUUUAUUCUCUUAUUUAUCAUGAAGCGGCC